Aspergillus aculeatus ATCC 16872 is the source of this 1121-nucleotide messenger RNA. RefSeq lists its product as uncharacterized. NCBI's taxonomy places the organism in Eukaryota, Fungi, Ascomycota, Eurotiomycetes, Eurotiales, Aspergillaceae. The transcript has 3 exons. The record is from RefSeq and is a predicted model, not a curated record. The coding region runs from base 84 to 920 and encodes 278 amino acids.
AGGUGAGUAUUGGCUAUGACAAAGUUUCGCGGCCAAUUGGGCUCGGACGAAUUGCGGUGAGCGCGUAAGAUGUUUUUUGUGCUAUGCCUGUGCUGACUCCUUCCCCAGAUUCACCCUUAUAUCGCAUGCAACAUGAACUUCGACCACCUCGCAGAAGAGAGACCGAAUCUGAUCUUUCAAGUGUGGCUUCAGAAUCUACUGAGAAAUUCACCCGAGGAGCUGGCGGGGAGGGUUGCUUCACGCCUGUCAAAGCCGUGCCGCUUGCAAGUGGCGCUUUCAAUGUUUGUUACCGCGUGACCUACGGUGACGGUCAUGAUGUCGUGGUUCGAUUCAUUGGUCUUGGUCGGAUCGUCGCUCGUAGUGAGAAGGUCGAAGACGAGGUCACUAUCAUGCAAUAUGUUGCUCAGCAUACAAGAGUCCUGUUUCAAAGGUUCUGGGAUCUGGGAGCUGUUCGAUUGGACGAGUCCGGCGAGUGGACGGUGCAGAAACGACCAUUCACUUUUAAUUGGCUCUUUUUGGAGGAGCCAGAAGACUGGGAUACUGAUUUUGAUCAGUUCUUGGUGCGCUUCAUGCCGAGAUUCCACACAUUCCUUGGGGUCCUCAAAGAGUGUGAGGCCAAGAUCCAGGACGGCUCAUUACCUCCAUCUCAACGGCUAUCAGUCGCUAUGGAGAAAUCUCUGGAGACGGCAUUGUUUUGGAUGUGCCUCGCUUCACGCCACAGUUCCAUGUUCGACGAAAUAUACUGGAAAUUUAUCGAUCCGAGGUUCCAUGGCCCAUUCAGAACUAUCGAGGAUCGGUCGAGUCUGCUUAGUGCGGAAGAGCGGGCGAACAUUGACACUGUCGUGCAGAAUAAGAUGCGGCAGACGGAUGAGGGCACUUUGGAUUCUCAUUACAGCAUUCAUGAGCUGGUUGAGCUAUAGCUCUUGCCCUCUUGUUCGUGAGUCUGGAUCAGAUGGAAGCUCGCGUAGAGCUGGGGCUAUCGAAACUUGCAGAGUACGACAACAAAGCAUAGAACUCGACAUUUACCCCGCUUGCUGGCGGUACAUGAUAGUUCUUGCGGAUAUAUGAGCACUAAAUAGAUGAGGUAGACACAACACACUGCUAGGUGUCGAACGAGCGGA